AUGCUCUUUUUACAUCUGCACCGAAUUUGCUGUCUUUUAUUUCUUAUUGGAUUAGCUGCGGCUAGUCAUCCUCCAGCUCCGUUGGAUAUUCGAAUCGAUCAUCAUAAAGUGAAUACCACUCGUGAUUUGAUAAUCAAUACACCCAGACCAUCGUUUUCCUGGAAACUUCGUGUUUCAGACAAUGUUCACGAUCGAAAUGUGCAACAAAUUGCCUACCAGAUUCAGCUGAAGUCGACGAGACUAGCUCGAGGAGAAAAACCAUUUCAAUGGGAUAGUCAACGUGUGAUUUCUUCACGAUCAAUACAUGUUCCAUACCAGGCUGAUGUUGAUCUCUUACCAUCGACAUACUAUCAGUUUCGUGUACGAAUCUGGUUGAACAACAUCGACGAGCCAAGUCAUUGGGCAGAAUGGAUUCAAUUUCGUACGCCGAUAUUUGGUUUACAUGAUUAUUUGAUCAACAAGACUGAACUUCUGUGGAUUGGUUCAACAGAGAUUAAUAUGAACGAAUUGCGCAAAGAGUUUUUUGUGCCCGCUGAUAGUCCGAUAAAAUCUGCAAUUGUUUAUUUAUGUGGUUUAGGAUAUUAUCAGUUUUAUCUCAAUGGUGAAAAUGUCGAUCCUAGUCGCAAACUGGAUCCGGGUUGGACGACUUAUGAAAAACGUACCUUAGUUGUAUCAUUCGAUGUUACUGCAAAUAUUACCACUGGUAUGAAUGCCGUCGGAGUCAAGUUGGGCAAUGGUUGGUAUAGUAUCGAACAGCACGGUCGAGAAACCUAUGGUAAAUAG
This is a messenger RNA of Adineta ricciae, 783 nucleotides long. Lineage: Eukaryota; Metazoa; Rotifera; Eurotatoria; Adinetida; Adinetidae. The record is from the annotation of a GenBank genome assembly.